Molecule: messenger RNA, 2982 nt
Organism: Gigantopelta aegis
Lineage: Eukaryota; Metazoa; Mollusca; Gastropoda; Neomphalida; Peltospiridae
Exons: 6
Coding region: 66-1799 (577 amino acids)
Biological process (GO): regulation of apoptotic process
Molecular function (GO): protein binding
Source: RefSeq, a predicted model, not a curated record
CAACUGGCUUGGCCUUAAGUUCUUCCAUCAUAACUAGCAGCACCACAUUCGUGUUUACUUUCACAAUGUCUGCUGCUAAACCAACAGAUAAAAGAUUUCGACGCAUGUUGUCAGAGAUAGCAAGGGAACUUGGCGAAGAUGAUGUAAAUGAAUUAAGCUUCCUCUUUCGAGAUGUUUUGAAGAAGAAACAUGAAACUAAGAAUGUGAUGGAUCUCUUUAACAUCUUGAUUGAUGGAAAAAUCAUACAUGUUGAUGAUGUGUGUUCAAUUGUAAAAGCACUGGAUUUGAUGCAAAAGAACCUUUUGUUAGAGAAGAUAGAAUUCUUGUAUAAAGAACACACUAUGCCUGUACCAAUGAUACGCUCACAUAUUCGUGAGUUUACUGUUCUACUUUACAACACCGGCUGUAAUCUUACAGAAGAUGAUAUCACACGCGUGAUGUUUGAACAGGAAAUCAAAGGAGACAAGCAGGAACAAGUUAAAAAAAAUAGGUGGAAGCUGUUCUCCAUUUUACUCGCAGAGAAUAUAUUAUCGGAAGGAGAUGACAGCAGCAUUGAAAAUGUUUUUGGACCACGCACCACAGAGAGUCCUCCGACUGAAGGUGCAAGCUUUAAACCACUUACAGAUCAUCUGGAUUCUGGCUCUGCAGGAACAUUACAGCCAGACAAUCUCCCAUCAAUUGCAUCCAGCAGUAUUCCAGUUGAUGAACAACUAAGUAGCCCAUUUAGCAAGAUGGAUGUGAAGGAGAAUGUAGAAAACCCUGCAAGUGACCAGCACACGAGUACCCACCCUGCUGGUCAUCCAUCUGGAGAUAGUCAGGCCAUUGACCAGCAUGCGAGUACCCACCCUGCUGGUCAUCCAUCUGGAGAUAGUCAGGCCAGUGACCAGCACGCGAGUACCCACCCUGCUGGUCAUCCAUCUGGAGAUGGUCAGGCCAUUGGAGAACCCCUGUGUGAGGGCGGAGCCGACUUGAAUGCAAAUACCUAUGUUCUUCUGGUGGCUGCCACUGGGAAGACAGAAAAACAGACGAAUAUCUUUGAUAAUGACUUAGAAGAAAUGAAGAAACUUUUUAUGAAUAAGAAAUACAUUGGUGUAAGGUCGGAGAAUAUUUAUACCGUGAGUGGCAAGCACACUAAAGCCAGCAAGAUGAAGAAGACUCUUUUGAAAACAGUAGAUGAAAUUGCGAGUACAAUUGAGAAUAAUAACACAUAUUUUGUGUUCUGUUAUGUGGGACACCAUAGCAAAGAGAGAGAGAUUGGGAUUGGCGGGGAAAAACAUGUUAUUUCUGAGAUUGAACUGAAGAAAGCCCUCCGUAAAAUAGAUGCCACUUACAUGCUGUUCAUACUAAAUACAUGUUUCAGUGAAAGUAUGGACAUGGGAGCCAAAGGGUCUGUGGUAGAGUUGCCUCCAUUAGAAUAUCCAAUUGUUCUUUGGGAUUUGUGGGAUGAUGCUGAUCUUGGAGCUAAAGGUGCUAAUACCCUGAGGGUGAUGCAGUGGUGUUCCUCAGGUCGUAAUCAGACAUCUUUUGUCCAUGGUAAAUCAAAAUUGAGCUAUUUCACCUCUGCCAUUAUCACAGCUGUGGAAAAGAAAUGUAAUCAUUCAAUGUGUGAUAUUUGUGAGCAUUUCAAAUCAGGUACCCAAAAUGAUAGUUUCAUUUCUUUGAAGAAACUACAUGAGUGUGUGAGAGAUCACGUCAAGAAAGAUAAGCCUUGUCAGGAGCCUGAGCUGCUCCCAUUAAAUGCUGUUGAGGAUGAACACAAAAUGGCAUCCUUUCCUCCAUUUGCUAAAAAAACAUGGUAGGGAAAUCGUGAGUAAUCUGUUCAUUUGAUGUGAACUACAAAUGACCAUAUGAUGUCCAUCUUUGUUUUCAUUCUAGUUUGAUCCAUAAUAUUGUCUUCCCUAUCUAUGUUCACCAGGAAGACAGCGAUCAAUGUUUAUGUUGUUCAGUUGUUCAUGGUGACCUGACAACCUGUUUUUAUGACUUGGACAACUGAUAAAUCACAACAUUAUACCCUUGUCCACAGUUGUUACCCUUGUUACAAUGCCAUACAACUUCCAUGCAGAGUCCAUGCUGUAGUUAGUUACAUGAUAAAUCAACAAAUAUAAAAAAUAGUACAUGUAUACUAAAUACAUGAAUAAAAAUCAGGGGCCAAUUUCACAAAACAUCGUAAGUUUACGCCUGCAACUAGUAGUUAAACCGGGCAUAUGUUUACACAUGCUUGGUAUCUAUUUCAUGAAAAAAAUUACAUCAUUACAUCAAAUGGAGCAUUUUGAUGAUGAAAUGAAAUACAUGUAUUUCUAACUAUUUGCUGUACAAUAACAGUACCAAGAACUGUGGUUUAGUCGUAGAUUUACGUUUACGUGCAAAACUAGGUUUACGAUGUUUAGUGAAAUUGGGCCCAGGGUAACAACUGAAUUCUUUGACAGGCAACCUGAUUAUUUGACAAACUCAAUGUGAGCUCUUGGUUGCCUAAUGUACAAUAUGUAUAUUCUUUUGUGAAUCAAUCUAUUUUGUGUAUAAAGUAUAUGCAUGUAUAUUAAGUUAAUAUUUGCAAUGUAUUUGAUUUAGUUUUUUUUUUUUUUUAAGAAUUGUAUUUGGAGAAUAAGACUAACUUAGUCAUUGUAGAAAUGCAGCAUGUGUUUAAUCCACAGUUGUCAAAAUUAUGACACUCACAAUACUGAAAAACAAAUGAACAUUACAUGUGUGCUCCAUAUGAUUUUUAUUAGCUCAGUUAUGUUGAACCAUGUGGAUAAUACAUUUUUAAACUUGAUAUAUGAUGACAAUGAUUUUAUAUUUACCCAAAAUUAUUUAUCAGUUUCUAACUUUAAUGUGAAAUUUUUUCAAGAAGUUUUAUUUUGAACAGUUUACUAUUUUUUGUACAUAGAUAUGUUGGUAUUUAGGAGAUAACCGUAUGGAGUUUUUAGAUUUGGCGUUAGCCUGAGGUUAAAAAUGAAACAUUUGCGGGCAUCAAAUAGACAAUAA